UAAAGACUGUGACGUUGAUGGCAUUUUACAGCUGAAACUUACAUUAUAGUCUAGUGUUAUUCGUCUUAGUUAACUGACAAAAUGUUUCUUGAACGAGUUUUUGUGUUUCUUAUGUGCUUGUGGGUGUGCCAGGGGAGGGAAUUUGUUGAUAAAAUGGACCGCUACCUCAUCGCCUGCCACACCACAGAUUUCACCUGCUUCAAACGCCAGUACACAGCGCUCAGAGACAAUGUUAUUCUGGGCAAUGUGAAACUGGCCAUCGACGAUUUUGAGCCGUACUCCGUGCAGUAUGGUCAAGAUUGUGUCAACAUUGAGGGAUGGACUGAAAGCGAACUUAUUGGGAUUGGGAUGGACAGCAACAAAAAGGAGCUAAUCAUGGCUCUGGUACUGCCCGUCUACUUCAAACAAGUGAAGAAUGACAUACACUGCUCUAAGCCUCAGCAAGAAUUUACAAACAUUGAUCAGUACGCGCACAACGGAACCCUCAUGGACUUCACCGGUAAUGCAACGGUAUCGGUAAUUUUUCCAUUUACUCUACUCAAGAAGAAAGGAGAAGUUUACCUCAAACUGGAGGAAGAGGAAGUAGACGCACUCGUGGACAUUCCUGUCUAUGUCUCCGAAGGAGGGGUUGAAGAUGCCGAUGCCAAAGAACUGAACCAAGCUUCUGACUGGGCCUUCAACAUCGUGCAACACAUUAAAGCAGCCGAAGACUUUGCACUUCCAUUCACGAGCAGAAUCCGCACAGCCUUUCAGAGGAUACCUUUUAGAAGAUUGAUGCUGCUGUAUCCAGAAGAAGACUAUUCAGAUCUACAAUUCGCUUUCAUAGACCCAAUCGUGCUUUAAAAAUAUUGCCAAUAUAAAAAAGACCAUAUUUAGGCUAUACACAAUACAGGGUCAAAUAAAAAGGACCAGCCUUACUUUGCAUGACAGCAUAAUGAACAACUUUAAUUAUGGGACCAAUGCCGAAAACGCGAAGAAAAUUUGGCUGUUCCAUAGAAAUGAGCGGCAACACGUUAGUCGAAACGGAUGGAACGGCCAAUUUUUUUUCGCGAUUUUAGCAUUAGUUACAUUAUAAAAGUUGUUCAUUAUGACAUCGAAAGUCUGUGAAGUAUGGCUGGUACUAUUUUACCGUGUAUAAAUUCAAAGCAACAAAACCAGAUGAAAAAAUACCUCUGACAUGUUAUAAAGAUUUUUGUAAGCAAAUUAUUCGAAUGAAAUUAUGAUUUUUAUUCGCACAAGUUAUGAUGGAUGUGCUGUAUUUACAUAAAAGGCUAAUAAAGUUUUCAAGGAUCAA
Molecule: messenger RNA, 1294 nt
Organism: Leguminivora glycinivorella
Lineage: Eukaryota; Metazoa; Arthropoda; Insecta; Lepidoptera; Tortricidae
Exons: 7
Coding region: 82-843 (253 amino acids)
Source: RefSeq, a predicted model, not a curated record